AUUUCCUCCUCCCCUAACCCUUAAGAGGGGUCAGUCUACUGUAGGUACCACUGCGCCACCGAUCCCGCGGCCUCCGCUGUUGGGCGAUAGACUGCAACCCUAGCCUCUGGACACGGAAUUGUACAUAAUUAAUAUGCAGAAGUUUUUGCAGUUCGCGCGGGCAGCGGCAAGCGGCAGCAGGUCUCUCGAAGGGCUAAAGUACCUAGCUUCUCGAAGUAGAACCAACGCCUCCUCAACAAUUCUUAGGUAUUAGGUACUGUAGUUGUCAGUUGUCUCUCUUAUUCCGGACCUCUCACGCGCAACCGUCCACCAACCACAAAAAGCCAAAGAGACCUAGACGAACGUCACCACUUUCUACCCUCCACUAAGAAUCUCUUAGACUUGUCUAAUUCGCUAUUCACCUUCCAUCUCGCAUCAAACCCCACGAACCAUGAAUUUAUAGUCAAAAAUUCCCCUUCUCCUCUAUGGUCCCGUUCCCCAUCCCCCAUCCCCGAUCCCCCAUCCCCCGUCUCCAUCCGCCACGCAGCAACAACUCAUCAUGCUUGACCCCUCUUCACUGCUGCUGUGGACCCUGCUCCUCCUUGUCACCGCCCUUUGUCUUGCCCUUUGUCUUGCCCUUCUGGUCGCCGCCCACAUCCUUACUUCCUACGCCACCGCCUACCUAGCCGCGCCCCACGAGAUAACCACCUUUCUCGAAGCCGUAGACUCUUCCAUACAGGAGAACGAGGGAUUCAAUGGAGACGUCGAGAAGGUGCCGAGGCUGGCGGAUAAGCUGCGAUUGGGCCGAUUGCUGCGCGAGAUCCAGAAGAGCGGAGACGAUCUGCGGGAGGAGCUGAACCGCCUCGUCCUAGCCGAGGGCGGCCGGACCUUGCGUACCAGCGCGCGAUUCCUCUGGGCGGGCCAUAGGAAACAAUUAGAAGAGAGGGUACGACGGCUCGAUAUGUUGCGCAUGCGAUUCUUAGUGGUAUAUAUGGGUAUCGUUGCGACGAUGGCGGGGGACCGUGCGAAGCAGGCUGAGAGGACAACGCCGAAAGAUCCGGAGAAGGCAGCUCUACAUUUCCAACAUCAGAUGCCUACUAGACCGUGUCUUCCGAAGGGACUGAACGAAAGCAUCAAACAGAAACCACCGUUAAGAAGGUUGACAACACAGGCGACGACGUCCAUGACAGGACACCACGAAAAGAAUGAGACCCCUCAUCAAGCGUCCCACCAGACGCCGCACAGGACACCGCAAAAACCACCGCACCAGAUGAACUGGAUGGGUGUCGUGCAGGAGCUCCAGCGAUCCCCACGCAUGCAAAAGCGGCACGCCUCGAUAGAACUAGCCAUGCGAUCACCGCCCCCCAUAUCGCCCUUAGGUAGCCCUAUAUCGUCAACACCAGAGAUGGACAACGGCCGAUUUCGCGACGCGAUAGACUCUAUUCCGGAAGAUAAAGAUAAAGAUAAAGAUGAAUUAAAGACAAGAGAUAAAAGAACAAGACUUGAGUUGAAAACUGAGCGAUUGAGACGACCCCCUGACGAAUACAGUACAAAUAUGUAGGAGCACGAGAACGAACACGAACGCACAUCGCAUACACGACGACGACGACGACGAUGAUGUAUAACGACACCCUUCAUGACCCUUCGAGAUGUCGGUGAGCUUACUUAUGAGCAUUUACGCCUAUCCAUAUUAUUCCAUUCCACGCGGAGUUCUGGUCACUUCACGAGAUACCCCAUUUUUUGAUUGAUUGAUUGAUUGAUUGAUUUAUUCUACUUCGCUGCAUACUACUAUUACUACUACUUUACAUUCCCUUGGACAUUUCACGGGUUAUAUUUCUGCUUGCUUCCCUUUUUUAUAUCUUCGCAUAUCGGGAUAUUUAGAUACCACGUCUCAUACCCGUAUUACAUGGAUUGGUUAUUAUCCCAUGGGAAUGUCAUUUGUAUUGGAUGGAUUUGGUGUAGGCUUAGGUGGAUGUACAAGAACUGGUUGGGCGGUUAUAUUAGGGAAAGGAAAUCGAUUUAUAGCGUCGAUAAUAUAUCUAGCUACCUAAGCUAGCGGUUAAUCCAAGCAUUUCAAUACUGAGUUUUAUCAUAGUAUAAAGGGUACGGCUGUGGAUAUUAGAGUAUCGCUGGCAUAUGUAUUCAUACUCCAGUGACAGCCGUAAUU
Molecule: messenger RNA, 2146 nt
Organism: Daldinia loculata
Lineage: Eukaryota; Fungi; Ascomycota; Sordariomycetes; Xylariales; Hypoxylaceae
Exons: 2
Coding region: 539-1540 (333 amino acids)
Source: RefSeq, a predicted model, not a curated record